Oncorhynchus keta (chum salmon) is the source of this 7057-nucleotide messenger RNA. Its product is annotated as serine-rich coiled-coil domain-containing protein 1-like. Bases 230 to 2845 code for a protein of 871 amino acids. The record is from RefSeq and is a predicted model, not a curated record. The transcript is spliced from 10 exons. NCBI's taxonomy places the organism in Eukaryota, Metazoa, Chordata, Actinopteri, Salmoniformes, Salmonidae.
UACUAAUUUAGUGUAGCUGGUAGAGAUUAUACGUCAUUGAGGUGCAUUUGUGUGAUAGAUUAUUAAAUUAACCAUGCUAUGCAGCCACAUGAAAAUCUUACAGAUAUAGCAAAACUAUCAAUAUUCAACCAAUAGAGGUUUAAAUAUAUUCAGACGAGCUUCGUCUGUCAUUGGAAGGAGCAGCCUGGACAUUGGAAUUCAGCUGAAGAGUGACUGCCGCUGAACCUUGAUGGGCGAAUCAGGGUCGCGCCGCUCCACGCUCGUCUCCAGGCUGCCCAUCUUCAGGCGGAGUGUAAGUAAGAGGCAGGACUCGUUGCCCUCCUCCCCAUCCUCGGCCGGCGUGGGCAAUGGCGUUCACACCUCGUCCCCCUCCAGCACUAACUCCAGCAACAGCAGCACGGGCAAGCGCCGCAGCCUGUUCCGCACGCCCUCCAUCAGCUUCAGCAGCAAGAGGAACAGUGAGCCGCCACGCAUCCAGACCCCUCCUCUGGACCCAGCCCAAGACACCAACAGCAGCCAGAACAACCCUCCGCUGGGCUUCCAAGAUGGCGCUGUGCUUCCACGGGCCAAGACGCGCCACUCCUUUGGCUUUGGGGGCCACCGGCAGAAAAAGAUCACCCGCUCGCAGACUGAAGACUUUGAGAAGGUGACCUCCACGGUCAAUAGGAACGUGUUCAUCAACUGCAUCAGCUCAGGUACCAACGAGGGCGAUGACUCGGGGUAUCUGGAUGACUUCAGCGGCGACAGCAAGCGCUCGUACAGGCAGAAGAAACAGCUGCUGCCAAAGUCCUUCUCUGCCCACCACCGCUUCUCCAAGAACUCUGAGCAGUGCAAGCCCCCAGUGGUGAGUGUAGUGCCCCCGACGUCAGAGGGUACCCCGGGCUCGUGGCCAGGCGAGCUGCUGGGGGAGAGCUCCCUGCAGUCGCCCAUGGUGUCUGAGGACCGCACCACGGCCCUCACCCCCUCUGAGUUUAAUGUCCCCAUCACAGAGGACUCUGUGUCCGAGGUGGAUGUGCUGCUUGCCCCCAGCCUCGCCGCCACGCCAGACAACUUCAGCCACGUCGUCUCUACCUCCCAGGUGUUCUUCAUGCCUGCCCAAGCUGCUACAGACAAGCCCCUUCUGCCAGACACCAGCACCGCAAACACCACAGAGUGUGAGACUGCAGUCCCUGUCACAGAACCAGCAACAGCUGCAACACCACCAAUGCCACCGGAACAACAAACACAAUCGCAGGAAGAGAAGGAAGAAGGAGAAGAGGAGAAGGAGGAUGUUAUGAUGGUGGAGGAGGUCAGACCAGCGCAGACAGAGACUAGUGAGAGCGAGGCAGGCCCAGUGCGUAGUAAAGGCUACCAUUCCAAUCCAGAGCAGUCUGAAAGGAGGUCCAGGAACACAGUGUUCAUCCAGGAACCAGGCAAGGGAGUGUGCUGCGAUAGACAUGAACCCAGGUCAUGCCACCUGAGGAAACCCCACACAGUGUCCAUGUGCAGCAGCAGCGCCAGCCCCUACCACGAGGUGAUGCGCAUGGAGCGCAGGCUACGUUCCUCCUCGGAGGGUGCCGGGGGGCCACGGGGGCUCCACCUCAACCUCAAAGAUCCCCAUUGCACUGCCGAGGGGAGCGUGCUGCUGAAACAGAGGACCAACUCGUCGUCCUCCAAGCUUGGCAGCCUCGAUGUACUGAACAAUCUAGGCUCGUCUGAGCUGGAUGAGGAUGACCUGAUGUUGGACCUGGACCUCUCUGAUGACCAACGCCAGCGUCACGUAUUCCGAGAGGACUCCAGCCAGUCCCUAGCCUCCUGCCUGAACCUGAUGCACUCUCCACUGGAGCCCAAUGUCGACAGGAUCCCUGGCAGGGAGCCCAGAGACACCACCACCAUCCACAGGGAGCCUUGCCGGCCGACGACCCUGCUGCCAGCUGACUGGUGCCUGGGCCGGGAGGACGAGGCCCCGGGGCUGGAGGCACUACCCCUAAGGCUGAUGCAGCAGGACUGCACUUCCGUCAAGACCCUGCUGCUGCGCCUCCGGAGGACCCUGCAGGAGAGCACUGACACAAGUCCUGCAGGCAGCCUUCAUUCUCUCCCCAUCAGCCCCUGUAGUGAGAAGACUCUGCCCCUAAAGGAGCCGGGGAGGGAAGAGGCUCUGCUGCUGCAGCUGAGGGAGAAGGAUGAGCUGAUCUUCCGACUGCAGGCUGAACUGGAGUGUGCCAAAGCUGCCCUGAAGCCCACCUGCCAAAAACCUGACCGAACUACGCAGACUGACCCUCCUGGACCAGAGACCAUCCAUCCAAGCCGAGCAACAAGCCAAAACAGUACCAGCACAAGAGACAGAAGGGUGGCCCGGUCUCUCAACGUGGACCAAUAUAGCCGUGAGGUGGCUGAGCGCUCAACUACCAGUGACGUGCGCCACUGCCCAGCCCCAACCCAAACCCCGCCCCCACCCCUUUCCUCCAGUGGGCCCGUGGGAGGCAGGGACCCUUCAGGGGCCCCCAGGAGACCAGAAGAGGCUCUGUCCUCAUCAUCAGAGGCAGGGGCUCUCAGGAAAAGUGAAUACCCAAACAGCCAGAUCCCCCGGGCGAUGGGGGUGGGGGGCAGCAGCUCCAGCCUUCAGAGUCGAGACAGCCCCUGCCGAAGCUGCCUCUCCUCAGACAGCGAGAGAGCCCCCGUGCCGAGCCCCUGCCAGCCUCCUCCUCCCUCCUCCACCACCACCACCUCUUCCUCCUUCACGGGCCGCCUAGGCCAGCCCCCCAGAGGGCCUUUGUCCCUGCACAUGUAUAGCCGCAAGAACGUCUUCCUGCAGCACUCACUCCACACUGCUGAACUGCAGGCCUUGGUCCAGCAUAACGGCUGAGGCGCAGGCCGCACACACACAAACACACACACACACACACACACACACCUUUCACUUUUCCCAUGUACCCUAAACAUAUCAUUGAAUGGACACAUCACCGUCUGAAUCAUGGAAGUGAAGGUAAUCUCUGGAAUUUAUACAACAAUCAGUGUCAUAACUCCCAAGCAUCUUCCCUUCACCUCAAAUCCAACCCAUUUCUUUCAUCUCAUUCUCUCAACCCUAGCUCCUCCUGAUCAGAGUUUGCUAUGACAGACACUUUAAAACUAUCUUGAUCACAUCAUUGGGACAUUUGCUUCUCUUCUUAAACACGUAUUUUGUGUUACACUGUCAUCCAACCAGACCUCCAAACAGUACCUCGGUAGGUACAUGUCUAUAUGCGUUUCUUUGGUUCUGUGCAUUUGACCAUUUUGACAUUUUAUAUUAUUGUAGAAGGCUGAUAGAUGUGCUCACUUGAACACACACCAGUCAGUCAGCCUGCCUGCUAGCAUUAACAAAGCACUCGUCCAUCUAUCACAUUAGAUUAGCACUGAAUGUUGAGCGUUUGCUUAGAGGUGCUAAUGUCCACACAUGCGUGAAAACACACACGCGUGCCAUAGGGAAUUAACUAAUGUGAGAGUUGUAGUUACAUUAGCAAAGCUGAACAUGACCAAACCAUGCUGCUCAUUGCACUGACAAUGUGACCAACAUAAACUACAUGCCCAAAAGUAUGUGGACACCUGCUAGUUGAAUAUCUCAUUUCAAAAUCAUUGCCAUUUAAUAUGGAGUUGGUCCCCCUUUUGAUGCUAUAACAGCCUCCACUCUUCUGGGAAAGCUUUCCACUAGAUGUUGGAACAUUGCUGCGCAAACUUGCUUCCAUUCAGCCGCGAGUAUUAGUGAGGUCAGGCUCUGAUUUUGGGCGAUUCGGCCUGGCUCGCAGUCGUUGUUCCAAUUUAUCACAAAGGUGUUUGACUGGGUUUAGGUCGGGCUCUUUGCUGGCCUGUCAAGUUCUUCCACACCGAUCUCGACAUACCAUUCUGUAUGGACCUUGCUUUGUGCCCGAGGGCAAUGGCUGAAACAGGAAAUUGCCUUCCCAAAACUGCUGCCACAAAGUUGGAAGCACAUCUAGAAUGUCAUUGUAUUCUUUAGCAUUAAGAUUUCCCUUCGCUUUAACCCUAGCCCGAAAACAUUAGAAGCAGCCCCAGAACAUUAUACCUCUUCCACCAAACUUUACAGUUGGCACUAUGCAUUGGGGCAGGUAGCGUUCUCCUGGCAUCCAACAAACACAGAUUUGUCCAUCGGACUUACAGAGGGUGAGGAGUUUAUCCAACAUUCAUCACUCCAGAGAACAAGUUUCCACUGCUCCAAGCUUUUUGUUUAAAUAUUUGUAUUUUAUUUAUCAAGGCAAGUCAGUUAAGAACAAAUCCUUAUUUACAAUGACGGCCUAGGAACAGUGGGUUAACUACCUUGUUCAGGGGCAGAACAACAGAUGUUUACCUUGUCAGUUUGGGGAUUCGAUCUAGCAACCUUUCGGUUACUGGUCCAACGCUCUAACCACUAGGCUCCCUGCCGCCCCAACACUCCUGCCGGUGCUUGGCAUUGCACAUGGUGAUUUUGUAGACUUGUAUGCGGCUGCUUGUCCAUGGAAACCCAUUUCACAAAGUUCCAGACAAACGUUACUUCCAGAGGCCGUUUGGCACUCAGUAGUGAGUGUUGCAACCGUGUACAGACGAUUUUUACGCACUACGCGCUUCAGCACUACUCCGGUCCCAUUCUGUGAGCUUGUGUACCAUACCACUUCGCAGCUGAGUCGUUGUUGCUCCGAGACGUUUCCACUUCACAACAACAGCACUUACAGUUGACAGGGGCAGCUCUAGCAGGGCAGACAUUUGACACACUGACUUGUUGGAACGGUGAAAGUCACAGAGCGUUGAAAGUCACUGCGCUCUUCAGUGAGGCCAUUCUUCUGCCAAAGUUUGUCUAUGGAGAUUGCAUGGCCGUGUGCUCUAUUUUAUACACCUUUCAGCUACGGGUUUGGCUGAAAUAGCCGAAUCCACUCAUUUUGAAGGAGUGUCCACAUACUUUUGUAUAUAUCAUGUAUGUGCAUCCUCUUUGUAUCGCCAAAUCCUGCAGUCAAAAAUCCCAACUCAGAUUUUUACACACACAGACAAGACCAUUUUAGGGAGUUUCAUUCAUUACAGGUCCAAUGCAGCUAUUUUUAUUUCAAUAUCAAAUCAUUUCUGGGUAACAAUUAAGUACCUUGUGAUUGUAUGCAAUUAAAAUGGUCAAAAUGAAACGAAAAUGGCUUUUUAGCAAAGAGCAAUUUCUCAAGCUACGUCUGAGUUGGGAGGUGAAAACUAGCUGUUAUUGGCAGAGAUGUUUGUAACUUUUUUUUAUUGGUCUAUUAACUAAUUUACCGCCUGGUGAUGCCACCAGGUAGAUCAAAACUCCAUCCCACCCAAAACAGGCAAAUUUCAGGCAGUGUUUUCAAACAGCUCUUACACUGAAAGGGCAUUAUCAUCUUUUUCACUAUUUCCGAGUAUUAUUCCAGCCUCGUAGUGUGGAAAUAUAUAUAAAAUACAGGAAAACACGUUUUUGACUUUCACGGGGCCUUUAACCUUUUAGUAAUUGCAUGCUUUUAUCAUUGUAGACACACAUAUUUUGUACAGUGAAAUUGUGUCGGUCAAAAAUGUAUUUUACAGUCUCAUAAGUUUAAUAAGAACAGACAUGUCUGUCUGCAUUUGACACUUUUUAUAAGUGGAUAUCAGAAACUGGUUGUUACAUCAGGGCCUGUAUUCAUAAAGUGUCUCAGAAUAGGUCUGAUCUAGGAUUUUUUUUGUCUUUAAGAACCUCAUGAAUAUGAAGACUUGGAUAGGAGGUUCCUGAUCCUAGAUCAGCAUCUUACUCCGAGACGCAUUUACAACGGAGUAUUGUAUGAGAAUAGAACCCUAUCCUUGUACUGUCACUAAUUUAAGCUAAUGGGUAUUGUUCAAGGGACCGCAUUUAAUAAGUAAGUAAUCAUGUUUGUAGAACACCAUCAUGAUAGCAAUGUUGACGAUACAUGAGGAUACUUGUCUUUCGAGAUGCGUUUACAAAAACGGUCAUGAGCUGUAAUGGUAAAGUAUAUAGUAGUAUACAGUUGUCAGUAGAGUCUUGCGGGAGAAAGCCUGUCUGUCUGUCGUCACUGUAAGCAGCAGAAAGUGGUACAGAAUGCACCAUUAUAGUUGGAGUGGAAGCAAGGACUCGUAGAGGUGAAGGAAACCCUGAAGAAAUGCAGCUUUACCCCCCGCGGUCCAGCUCCACUCCCUCAGGUCUACUGCUCCACUUUAUUUCCCUCCUUUUCUCGCUCUCUGUUUCUUUCUCCUUCACUCUCGUCCUCUGCUCUCCCUCUCUCAGCCUACAUACACGAGCCCUGAAUUCUCACACCCAGAGAGCGCGGCAUGGAGGAGGGCGUGUAUUCAGUGUGCUAUCUAUCCUGUCAUUAGCUGGGCUCGUUGUAUCACAUGACUACAACGAGGGCUAGUGGAAGAAGCCAGCUGCCCUAACCCAUGAUGACGUCUUGCCAAACACAGCCAGCACACCAGCUUUUAUCCCCCAAGCGUUUGACCCCCGAUUCAACUGUAUAUGUUUGAUACGGACCUUCUCAGCUUCUUUAUUGCAAUUUUGCGAUAUGUCAACAUACUGUUCUUAGAACAAAGAUUGGGAUUAAAAAGGGGAAUUCGUAUUAUAAAGGCAUAGUUAAAAGGAUAAAGUUGCGUGUUUUGAGUUUUGAACAAUCGCGUAAGCAACUGAAGAACAAGGAUGUAUUCUUGUAGUGGACAGAACAAGAGUCUCAUUAACUCACGAUUCUUAACUGACCAUACAGUAGAGGACACUUCGUUCACUUUUAGCUCACCUAUUUGUUAGCUUUAUUUGAUGUUUUGUGAGAUUGGAUCACAAAGACUUGUGUCACCAUUUUUAUAAAGAACAUGACUGUAAUUAUGCACUGGUGAUGUGACGUUAUAUACUGUAUAUUGUACAUAGAUACAACCUUUCAAUAUUAAUUUAAGUCGAUUAAGGUUAUUUAAAAAUAUAUAUAUACAGGGUUCACAAUGUAGAGAAAUUUGAGAUUUUAAAAACUGUUAAGUGUUAUAAAAUCGAACUGGAAUUUCUCUCAACCACAAUCGUUGUUGAUUACAUGUUUUACCGACUAAUUUUCAUUGUAUUAUUUGCUCCUAUUAAAACAUAAGAAGUGUG